Molecule: messenger RNA, 4442 nt
Organism: Emys orbicularis (European pond turtle)
Lineage: Eukaryota; Metazoa; Chordata; Testudines; Emydidae
Gene: RAD54L2
Product: RAD54 like 2
Exons: 21
Coding region: 9-4442 (1477 amino acids)
Cellular component (GO): nucleus
Molecular function (GO): ATP binding; ATP-dependent chromatin remodeler activity; ATP hydrolysis activity
Source: RefSeq, a predicted model, not a curated record
UGGGAAUCAUGUCAGACGAGUCAAUCUCAGGGAGUGAUCCAGACCUGGACCCGGACUUGGAGCAGGAGGAUAUGGAAGAGGAGGAGGAGGAAGAUGAUGAGGCAAUGGAGGAGGACAAUGACGGGGAUGACGAGGAAGACUUACUUGAUGAGAAUGACCAGCUCCAGGAAGAUGUAUUCAGCAGUGACCAUGUUCAGCAUGGGGAGGAUGGGGAAUGGCAACGCUCUACUUCAACUACCUCAUCUCAGAGCGAGCGGGCGGAGCGACUCUUGCAGAACCAGCACAAGAGCCUGGCCUCUGAGGACACCAAAAAGAAGAGGGCUCAGAAACCUUCUCACAUGAGGAGGAACAUAAGAAAGCUGCUGCGGGAGGAUCAGCUUGAGGCUGUGACAAAAGCAGCCCAGCUGGAAGAGUUGGAGAGAAGGAAAAGGCUGGAGCAGCAGCGAAAGGAUUAUCCGGCAGCCAUCCCCACUGUACCGCUAGAGUUCCUUCCAGAAGAAAUAGUUUUAAGAACAGCGGAGGCCACUCAGCUUCCACCUCAGGUCCUAGCUGAGGAAGUGAUCUGCUUGGAUAGCACCAGCAGUGGCAGUGAAGAUGACACGAAAGGCAUACUACAUAGCAUUAAAGAUGAAGUAAUCGAAUUGAGUUCAGGAGAGGAUGAGGCCCUCCAGAUUGUGGACAGCAGUGACUCUGCCAACGAGGGGGAAGAUGGGGAUGGUACUGAAGAGAGCAGUGGCUCUCAUGUGAAUGACGCCUUAAAUCAGUCGGAUUCUCUGGGGCAGGUCAUUGUCAACAUCAACCAUCCACCCAAUGAAGAGGACAUUUUCCUGGCUCCGCAGCUUGCACGGGCAGUAAAGCCUCACCAGAUUGGUGGGAUCCGGUUCCUGUAUGAUAAUCUGGUGGAAUCCCUGGAGAGAUUUAAAAGCAGCAGUGGGUUUGGGUGUAUCUUGGCCCAUAGCAUGGGGCUGGGCAAGACCAUCCAGGUCAUCUCUUUCUUGGAUGUACUUUUCCGGCACACGGAGGCAAAGACUGUCCUUGCCAUUGUACCUGUAAACACUCUCCAGAACUGGCUGGCAGAAUUCAACAUGUGGCUCCCCGCACCUGAAACCCUCCCUGCUGACUAUAACCCAAAAGAAAUUCAGCCACGCUUCUUCAAAGUCCAUAUCCUGAAUGAUGAACACAAGACGACGGCUGCCCGUGCAAAGGUGGUGACUGACUGGGUGACGGAUGGUGGGGUGCUGCUGAUGGGCUAUGAGAUGUACCGUCUCCUCUCACUGAAGAAGUCCUUUGCCACUGGCAGGAAGAAGAAAACAAAGAAACAAACUGGCCCUGUCAUUAUCGACUUAGAUGAGGAGGACCGGCAGCAGGAGCUUCUGAAAGGGAUCGAGAAGGCUUUAUCCCGCCCUGGCCCAGAUGUAGUUAUCUGUGAUGAGGGACACAGGAUAAAGAACUGCCAUGCCAGCACCUCCCAGGCCCUGAAGAACAUCCGCUCCAGGCGGCGGGUGGUACUGACAGGCUACCCGCUCCAGAACAACCUGAUUGAGUACUGGUGCAUGGUAGACUUUGUCCGUCCUGACUUCUUGGGUACGCGGCAGGAGUUCAGCAACAUGUUUGAGCGCCCCAUCCUGAACGGGCAGUGUAUUGACAGUACGCCGCAGGAUGUCCGUCUCAUGAGGUACCGCAGUCAUGUCCUGCAUAGUCUGCUGGAGGGGUUUGUGCAGAGGAGAGGCCAUAACGUACUAAAGGCUCAGCUUCCCUAUAAAGAAGAACAUGUCAUUCUGGUACGUCUGUCAAAAAUCCAACGGGCUCUCUACACAGAGUUCAUGAACCGGUUCCGGGAUGCAGGCAACAGUGGCUGGCUGGGAUUGAACCCACUCAAGGCUUUCUGCGUCUGUUGUAAGAUCUGGAAUCACCCAGAUGUGCUGUAUGAGGCGCUGCAAAAAGAGAAUCUGGCAAAUGAGCAGGACCUGGAUGUGGAUGACCUUGGCACAGCUGGAACUAAUUCUCGCUGUCAGCCACAGGGAAUAAAAGUCAAAACAGAGACUAAUGCUUUGGCAUCACCAGUUGGAGAAGCUACCAACAGCAAGUUCCUUCAGGGCAUUGGCUUCAACCCCUUUCAGGAGAGAGCAAAUCAAGUAGUUACUUACGAGUGGGCCAAGGACAUCUUGUGUGAUUACCAAACAGGAGUUUUGGAGAACUCGCCCAAGAUGGUGUUACUGUUCCACCUGAUUGAGGAAAGCGUGAAGCACGGAGACAAGAUCUUGGUCUUCAGCCAGAGUCUGUCCACAUUGUCUGUCAUUGAGGAGUUCUUGGCCAAGAGACCAAUGCCCAAUCCUUCAGGCUCAGAUGUGCAAGGCGUUCAUAACUGGGUCCGAAAUCUCAACUAUUACAGACUGGAUGGCAGCACUUCUGCCUCAGAAAGGGAACGAUUGAUUAACCAGUUCAAUGACCCCAGCAACAGCUCUGUUUGGCUCUUCCUUUUGUCCACACGAGCUGGGUGUUUGGGUGUCAACCUGAUUGGAGCAAACAGAGUGGUGGUGUUUGAUGCUUCUUGGAACCCGUGCCAUGACGCACAAGCAGUGUGCCGGGUGUACCGCUACGGACAAAGGAAGCCAUGCCACAUUUACCGACUGGUUUCGGAUUACACCCUGGAGAAGAAAAUCUAUGACCGCCAGGUCUCCAAGCAGGGGAUGUCAGAUCGUGUUGUGGAUGAUCUGAAUCCAGUGCUGAACUUCACCCGGAGGGAGGUGGAGAACCUGCUGCACUUCGUAGAAGAGGAGUCAGAUCCUGCCCAGCUGGCAUUGGACGCAAACAAGAUGAAGGAGUCUGUCUUACAGCUAGCCUGUCACAAAUACCCUCACCUUAUCACCAAGGAGCCUUUCCAGCAUGAGUCGCUGCUGAUUGACCGGAAGGAGCACAAGUUGACCAAGGCAGAGAAGAAGGCAGCAAAGAAGAGCUAUGAGGAAGAGAAGCGAGCAUCCGUCCCCUACACCCGUCCAUCCUAUGCACAGUAUUACCCAGCCAGUGACCAGAGCCUGACAAGCAUCCCUGCCUUCAGUCAAAGGAAUUGGCGACCAGUCUUCAAGGGCGAGGACAAGCCAGUGGCAAGCGUCCGCCCUGUUCAGUCCACCCCCAUUCCUAUGAUGCCUCGGCAUGUCCCGUUGGGUGGCGUGGGAUCGGCAUCUGGUUCCAACCCUGCUGUCAGCUUCCCCAUCAACUAUCUGCAGCGAGCUGGUGUCCUUGUUCAGAAGAUUGUCACCACAACAGAUAUUGUGAUUCCAGGCACAAACACAUCCACCGAUGUGCAGGCGAGAAUCAGUGCUGGUGAGAGCAUCCACAUAAUUCGGGGGACUAAAGGGACAUACAUCCGCACCAGCGAUGGGCGGAUUUUUGCUAUCCGGACCACUGGGAAGCCGAAGGGCAGUGAAGACCGUCGAACAGCUGCCUCAGGCUCUCAGGGUCCGUCUCUGGAAUCCACAAGCAAUGGCAGACACAGUGCCUCGUCGCCCAAGCUCCCUAACACAGAGGAGCUCACUCGGCCCAUUUCCCCUGACAGCCCGGAGAUCAUCAGCGAACUGCAGCAGUAUGCCGAGGCAGCCGCUGCCCGGGAGUCUCGCCACAACUCCCCCAGCACUAACACUGUGCACGGACACCCUGCCCGGACAGACAACGCGGCCACCUUAGCAGCCCGGGGAGCUGAGCAGCGAUUGGGCCUCCAUUGCUUGGCUCCGUCGGUUUCUUCAGCCCUGCCAGCCACGAGCCAACAUGUCGAUGGUCACUCAGUGCUGGACUUACGGGGCAACAAGCGCAAGUCGACCUCGCCCUCUGUCCCGGAGGAACCAGCCCGUCGGCAGCAGAAAAAGCGCCACCUGCCAACGUCUGUUCAGUCGUACGAACACGGGUACCCAGUCUCUGGUGGGUUCACCAUGCCCCCUGUUUCUUUAAACCACAACCUAACCCAUCCAUUUGCCCCCCAAGCAGGAAACUCCUUGUACAUGAGCAGUGGCUCAUCCUACUACCAGCUGCCCAAUUUACUACCAGACCCUCAGCUGGUGUUCCCUGUGACUACUGACCCUCUGCUGACAGCCGGCACCGCCAGCUCCUCUGCUGCUACCUCAGCCACCGCCAGCGUCCCCUCGUUCAUGCUAAACCCCUCUAUGACGGGGAUGCUGCCCAGCUACUCACUUCCCUUCACGCAGUCACUCCUGCCUGAGCCCAGGAUGUUUGCUCCUUUCCCAGCCCCAGUUUUGCCUAGCAGCCUUCCCAGGAGCAUGGCGUCUGCCUACCCUGGCUACAUGUCCCCUCAUUCGGGCUACCCGGCCGGGGGCCUCCUGCGGUCCCAGGUGCCUCAGUUUGAAUCCCAGGAGGCCUCAGAGGUGGGAUGCAGCUCCAAUGAUGACGAGGACAAAGACGACGAUGUAAUAGAGAUCACAGGGAAAUAA